Messenger RNA from Drosophila biarmipes, 810 nucleotides. RefSeq lists its product as uncharacterized. The transcript is spliced from 3 exons. Bases 67 to 696 code for a protein of 209 amino acids. NCBI's taxonomy places the organism in Eukaryota, Metazoa, Arthropoda, Insecta, Diptera, Drosophilidae. The record is from RefSeq and is a predicted model, not a curated record.
GUUUCUAAAAUUCGUUAGGCAUCGCAAGUAGCCCUAAUCAGCGCGGAGUUAAGCCCCAAUUUAAACAUGGCUCCUGCCUUAAACGCAACGGCCAGCACUCUUCUGAGUAAUACCACUGCGGUGGUAAACACUACUACUCUAACCACUGAAAGUACGGACUUGGCGGACUACAAUUACACCACGCCCGUCACCAUUUGGAUCACCGAUGGCGGCUACGGUGGCCCGUACAUGUUCUUCUAUCCCAGCUACGUGAUUUACAUUGUGCUGGUCUUCCUGUUCGUCAUAGCCUUUCCGCUGGCCAUGAUCCUGAGCGCCAAACGCAAGCGGGAGCUCAACGCCCGGACUCUCGCCCAGCAGAGACAACGAGCCCGCCGCCAAAUGGAGAUUAAUGUGACGAACAACUGCAACGGCGGCUCCGGCUCCGGCGGAGUCAGCAACGUGUGCCUAAAUACCCAGGACGAGAUCAGUGUGCUGCCCAAGACCUUGGACCUGCCGCCCAGCUACGACGAGGCCGCUUUCAGCGAGCGAAAGCACGACAGCACCCUGACCAUAGCCACCAGCCUGGAGGCGAGCAACCCCAACCUGGCGGCUGGAAUCAACGAACCACCGCCGGUCUACGAGGCGAACGUGGCCACCACGACCACGGCCACCACCACCACAAUGUUUCUGGUCAACGGCCAGCCGCCGGUGGUGUAACUCAGCAUCGCGAUUCUGAGGAAUCUUACAUUUAUUCUUAUUUAUACACUAUACGAAACGCCUGUACAGUUUUGCUUAUGUAAAUAAACUGCUCCUCAAAAAUUGCAUACUUUA